CGAGUGGAGGGGGAUGAAGUGUCCGGAGGGAGGCCUGGGAAUGUGGGCUGGGGCCCGGAUGCCGGGGUCACCUGGCAGGAGCGGGCGGGGCGGAGGGGCGGACCCGAGUGUGCAGGCGUGUGUCCUGUGCCCGGUCGGGGCGAGUGAGAUGGAUGGCGGCGGAGUCGGUGGGCGCUGAAGCCUUGCAAGGGAGCAGAGUUGAUGUGUCAGGGGCGCCCGGACGGAGUGAGGGGCCUGAAAGUACGGCACAUGGGGAAUUUAGCGGACUCGAUUGAAUGAGGGCCGGUGGAGGGACGCGGGAGCGGAUGCCGGGCUGGAUGGGGACCGGCCGUGGGCAGGACACUCGGCCAUUCUCCUUUGAUCCAGACGAUGCCGCGGUGGAGACGGCGGAGGAGGCCAAGGAGCCCGCGGAGGCUGACAUCACUGAGCUCUGCCGGGACAUGUUCUCCAAGAUGGCAACUUACCUGACUGGGGAACUGACGGCCACCAGCGAAGACUAUAAGCUCCUGGAAAAUAUGAAUAAAUUAACCAGCCUGAAGUAUCUUGAAAUGAAAGAUAUUGCUAUAAACAUUAGUAGAAACCUAAAGGACUUAAACCAGAAGUAUGCUGAACUACAGCCUUAUCUGGAUCAAAUCAAUGUAAUUGAGGAGCAAGUAGCAGCUCUUGAACAGGCAGCCUACAAAUUGGAUGCAUAUUCCAAAAAACUGGAAGCCAAGUACAAGAAGCUGGAGAAGCGAUGAAAAACUUAUUCCUGUGGAACAAAGUCUUUUUUUAAUGUGGAAGAAUGAGACCUGAAUCCUGAGGCUGAUGAAUUGUCACAACUCCUCAAAAGGAAACCAUGCUGGCCGUCCCAGAAACAUCCCGCCAUUGGAGUAAACUGGAGAACUGUGGCUACUCCUGAAUUCCUCUUGGGGCAGUAUCCCUCAGAAACGCACACUUAUUACCCCCUACCUUUUACUUGAAUGUUUAAUUAUCCAUUUAGGACACUAAGUCUCUCAAAGUUCAGGAUAAACCUGGGCUUUUCAGUCGAAUCAAAUGAGAGGGCUUAUUUUCUAAGUGGCUGGAUUUUGAGUUACUGUGUAAAUGGUUGUUUUUUUCUAUUGAGCUAAUGUAUUGCUAACCAGAAUCUAAAUUAAAAAAGGAAAAUAAAACAAACUUCUUCACAGUU
Molecule: messenger RNA, 1168 nt
Organism: Myotis brandtii (Brandt's bat)
Lineage: Eukaryota; Metazoa; Chordata; Mammalia; Chiroptera; Vespertilionidae
Gene: BLOC1S2
Product: biogenesis of lysosomal organelles complex-1, subunit 2
Exons: 4
Coding region: 276-740 (154 amino acids)
Biological process (GO): lysosome localization; endosomal transport
Cellular component (GO): BLOC-1 complex; BORC complex; gamma-tubulin complex
Molecular function (GO): gamma-tubulin binding
Source: RefSeq, a predicted model, not a curated record